AAAUGCCUAAGCAGCCGGAGUCUUUCAGCGUGGCUCAGGAGAUAGACAGACUGGAGGAGAAGCUGUCCCAGUGCAGAGAGACCUUGGAAGAAGUGGAUUUUAAACUACGGAGAAAAGAACUGACUCCAGAGGGAAGAAAAUCACUGGAGAAGGAGAAAAACCUGCUAGCAGCCGAAGCUGAAAACUACGAGAAAGAACUGAAAAUGCUUCGUCAGGCAAAUCGCAAGAACGCAGCACUCUCGGUAGCCCUUGUAGUUUUGGUGGUGGUGAUUUACACCUGCUGGACUAUGUGAGAGA
Messenger RNA from Euleptes europaea (tarantolino), 297 nucleotides. It is a transcript of the gene CCDC167, whose product is annotated as coiled-coil domain containing 167. The record is from RefSeq and is a predicted model, not a curated record. Bases 3 to 293 code for a protein of 96 amino acids. The transcript has 4 exons. Lineage: Eukaryota; Metazoa; Chordata; Lepidosauria; Squamata; Sphaerodactylidae.